Molecule: messenger RNA, 2553 nt
Organism: Penicilliopsis zonata CBS 506.65
Lineage: Eukaryota; Fungi; Ascomycota; Eurotiomycetes; Eurotiales; Aspergillaceae
Exons: 2
Coding region: 1-2553 (850 amino acids)
Molecular function (GO): ATP hydrolysis activity; ATP binding
Source: RefSeq, a predicted model, not a curated record
AUGGAUGGGCGCAUCGCGGCGUUUCGCAUCACCUCCAAGGCUUUGGCGCUGGCGCUCAGGUCAACCUGGGAUGCCAGCGAUGAGGUGGAGCAGAUCAUCUGCUAUCGUCCGUUCAUCGAUCCCAUGCACUUCUUUGACAAAGCCAAGACGAAGCUCGCAGAGAUGGAGGCUCUUGCUGAACACGACCUGUUGCCCCCGUCUGUCGGGCGUAGGGAUAGUUCAGGUGACGCUUCCCACAGAGCCAACGAUCCGAGUCUAGUGGCCCAACUCCGAGGUUAUGUGGAGUUCAUGGAGGAGGAGAUUGUGCCGUUUUACUCCCAUAUCAAGACCCUCACUGCUGCGGAUGACUUCUGUGUGGAGUUCGAUGAUCUCUUCCAUCUGUUCCAGCCCGGCGAUAUUAUUGUCUACCCCGAAGCUGCUCUGCACCAUGAAAGAGUUACCAGAAGUAAUCGCGGAGAUCAGAAGCUGUGGCGGGUGUUCUCCAAGGUGUGGAAAGUAGAUAGCGACGAAUUUGUGGUCAAGGCGUAUUGCAUCGACUACAACGGGGAUUCUUACGUCUGCACCCAAGAGUCCUUUACGAUCUGGCGGUUCGAAGGCGUGGCAAGCGUCUCCUCGCUGAAGGUCUUUCCGAUCCGGUUCGCGAGCAACAUGCAGGCACUCUACGACGAUGCAAAGAGACAGGGAGAAGCCUUCCAGAAAUUCAUCAAGAGCAAACUGGUAGCUCACAACGGGUGGGCAUCUGAGCCGAACCCGACCGACCCAACGCUUCGAUACAUCACCGGAGAUGUGGUGAUCGAUUUCGCAGAAACAUUCAAAGCCCAUCCGGACUGCAAGCCAGUUUCGGAGCUACCUGAUGUCAACUAUACCGACAAGAAAAACUCCACGGCUCCUGACGAUGACGCUAAAUGGAGCUGGGUGAAUGGGGAAAAGCUGGAGGAGUCGAAAGAAAACUUCACCUGGUAUGAUGGAUCGUACGUUGAAUGGGUGGAGAGAUCAGAGUAUUGUCGCGACCAGGAUCCAUUUCUCUCCAAUCUCCUCAAGGGGGAACAAGGGCGAUACAACUUGCGGGAAGAAGAUCUGUAUUUGCUUCCGCACAGGCUGUUCGCGUAUUCCCUCCAGGACCGACGGUUCGUCGCCGUGGAUGUGGACAACUUGAAGCCCAUUGAAUAUCAGGGCUCCAAGUUCGACGACCUGAUCAUCAAUCAGGCCCAUGAGAGAAUGCUGCGAGCGCUGGUAGAGUCCCACUUCAGUAGAAAGGAGACCAUUGACUUGAUCGGCAGCCGGAUGACAGCCCAGGACAUCUUUGAGAAUAAGGGAAGGGGGCUUGUGAUUCUCCUUCACGGAGUGCCCGGCGUGGGCAAGACAUCCACGACGGAGACAAUCGCCAGUGAAUUCAAGAAACCACUGCUUCCCAUCACCUGCGGCGACCUUGGACUGGAUCCCGCAACGGUGGAACAAUCGCUCAAGGAGAUUUUUCGCCUAGCCCAAGUGUGGGAUUGCAUUUUGUUGCUUGACGAGGCCGAUGUCUUUCUCACGGAGCGAGUGCCAUCUGAUCUGAGCCGGAACGCCCUCGUGUCAGCAGUCUUCCUCCGAGUCUUGGAUUACUACACAGGUGUCUUGUUUCUGACCACCAAUCGGGUCGGCACUAUCGACGAAGCCUUCAAAUCCCGACUGCACGUCAGUCUGUAUUAUCCGCACCUGAAGCGGAACCAAACCGAGAAGAUCUGGCAGAUCAAUCUGCGGCGGCUUACGCAGAUCGAAGAAGAACAAAGCCGGAUCACCGGCCAGCCGUCCAUGACGGUGGACCAUGAUGGGAUCAUGGAUUUUGCCAGAGAACACUACCAGAAAGGUCGAGAGAGCGGGAACGGGGUAUGGAACGGAAGGCAGAUUCGUAAUGCAUUUCUCAUUGCCUCUGCGCUGGCCCGUUUCGAAAAGAGUCGCAGCCCACAACAGCAACCGGCGAAACCGUACGAUCUAAACGCCAGCCAUUUCAAGACGGUCGUCGAAGCUGGAUUCGGGUUCGAGAGAUAUCUCCAUGAAGUCAAGGGCAAGACCGACGGGGAAGCGGCAUUCCUGCAAGGAACUCGCGCAGACUAUAUCCUAUCGUCUCAGGGCAAGCCGGAUCAAAGCAGCGGCAGCAGUCCAGGUCAAGGCACACCCAGAAACCUACCCCAUCGACCAGUCACGCCUGUUCGGAACCCAGCCAAUGCCGGCUGGAACGGUGGAUAUCAUAAUCCCGGUGCAGCUGUUCCUUCUCAAGCAUACGCCGGCGGCGGAGGAGUAGUAGCAGCAGCAGGAGGAGGAGCCUACGCAGAAGCUCCCCAGCAUCAAGCCGCGUCCUAUCUGUCCCCGACUCACACCCUUCUCCAUCCACAGCCACAGUUCUCUAUGGAAGCUGGCACAUUUCAGGAUAGAUGGGGUCAACAACAGGCGAGAAGCUUGCCGUUCGGUGCGCCACACUCCAUGGCCACCGGUCAUCCUGCAGUUCAGCCGUCCUUGGGGAGCAGGCCGGCCGGCCAAUCUGGGUACCGUCAUGACUCCGAUGAUGAUUAG